This is a messenger RNA of Fraxinus pennsylvanica, 1134 nucleotides long. NCBI's taxonomy places the organism in Eukaryota, Viridiplantae, Streptophyta, Magnoliopsida, Lamiales, Oleaceae. The record is from the annotation of a GenBank genome assembly.
AUGGCGAGCAGCGAUUCCCAAACUGAGAUUCACAAUGGUAGGAAGACAAUAAUGGUGAAUAUAAAGUUCAGCGGCCGAUCCAUACCGGUGAAAAUCACCGCAGAUUCCACCGUCAAAGACCUCAAAUCCCUUCUUCAGCCUCUCACCAAUGUCCUCAUUCGCGGCCAAAAACUCAUCUUCAAAGGCAAGGUUCUAUCGGAUGAAUCGACCUUGGAGUCUUCGGGGAUCGCUGGUGGUUCUAAGAUUAUGCUUAUGGCUUCCCAGGGUCUUCAUCAAGGGGAUGGUCCAAUUAAAAAGGAGGCUACUGGAUCGUCCAGUGUGAGGAGGGGGGCUGAAGUUGGGAGGGGAAAGAAGACUGUGGAUUCAGUCGAGAAGAGUCAGCUUGAAAGGUGGAAGGCCACUGGGGUAGUAGCAUUGUCUGAAAGCAAUCUGAAGACCAUACCUGAGGAAGUGUGGACUUGUGGACCUACUGCUAGAGUCCUUGAUUUAAGCAACAAUUCAAUACAAGAUGUUCCGGCUGCAAUUGGCUGUUUAAGUUCAAUACAGAAAUUGCUUCUUAAUGCCAAUUCUAUAUUAGACGAGUCCAUCAGCUGGGAAGGAAUAACAUUGCUCAAGUCUCUUGCAGUUUUAUCACUAAACCAAAAUCAUUUGACGACGUUGCCCUCUUCGCUGGGUGCUUUAAUGUCCCUGAAGCAACUUCAUGCUACGAAUAACAAGUUAACGUAUCUCCCAACUGAAAUUGGAUAUUUGACAAAGCUCGAGGUUUUAAAAGUUCAGAAUAACAGGCUAAGCAGUAUUCCUGCAAGUAUAGGGGGGUGUAUUUCUCUCAUUGAAGUUGAUCUUUCGAGUAAUCUCCUGCUAGAGUUGCCAGAGGAAUUUGGCAAGUUAAAAGAUUUGAAGGCUUUAUAUCUCAGCAACAAUGGCCUCAAGUCCCUUCCCAUCACAUUGUUCAAAAUGUGCGUCCAACUCUCGACACUUGAUCUUCAUGGAACGGAAAUAACAGCGGAUCUUCUCCGCCAAUUUGAAGGGUGGGAGAGUUUUGAUGAGCGUCGUCGUUUAAAGCAUCAGAAACAACUGGAUUCCCGAGUCACUAGCUCUGCUGAAUUUGAUGAAGGUGCUGACAAACGUUGGUAA